CACGAAAUCCCGCCCGCCCAUCGCACAAUCCUUCGACAGUCGCUCCUUUUCUGCCAUUAGAGCUCCCUGAAGCUCCGUUUGAGAUACCCGAAGCUCCAGACACUCGAACAUGUGAGCUUCACCAUGUUGCUCCCACCGCUUGCCCGCGCCACCAGCCGACCGGGCCUCCGAGCUCAUAGCUUGGGCCUGCGUCCAAACGCCAUAUACCACGCCACACGAGUCUUCACCUCUUCUCCGCUUCACAGAAAAGAUGUCCACGGUCAGCGGCCCACGCCAGCUUCCACGCCCGCCAAAGCAAAGGUGGUCGCAAAGGACCCGCUGCUGCAGGAGCAGCUGUUGACCAACAAAGAGCAGCGCAAGGCCGACUGGGCAAUCAUGAGAGAAAUGUCCCAGUAUCUGUGGCCCAAGGACAAUCUGGGCACACGCUUCAGGGUGGGCUUGAGUGUGGGGCUGCUGGUGGGCGCAAAGCUGCUCAAUGUCCAAGUGCCCUUCUACUUCAAGAGCAUUGUCGACUCCAUGAACAUAGACUUUGUUGCUGUGGGAGGAACAGCGACGACCGUGGCGGGUUCUAUGAUUGUAGCAUACGGCUUGACUCGUAUCGGCGCCACCGUUUCCCAGGAGCUCCGCAAUGCCGUCUUCGCGAGCGUCGCCCAGAAGGCUAUACGGAGAGUAGCGUGCAGUGUGUAUGAGCAUCUGCUGAGGCUGGACCUGAGCUUCCACCUCUCCAAGCAGACCGGGGGCUUGACUAGAGCCAUUGAUCGCGGAACCAAAGGUAUCAGCUUCCUGCUGACAUCAAUGGUCUUUCACAUUGUCCCAACUGCCUUGGAGAUCUCGCUAGUCUGCGGCAUUUUGACCUACCAAUACGGCUGGCAGUUCGCCGCCAUCACAGGCAUAACCAUGACGGCAUACUCGGCCUUCACCAUCUUGACUACUUCAUGGCGGACCAAGUUUAGGAAGCAAGCCAAUGCUGCCGAUAACAAGGCGGCUACCGUGGCCGUGGACUCUAUGAUCAACUACGAGGCAGUCAAGUAUUUCAACAACGAAAAAUACGAAGUGGGCCGGUACGACAAGGCGUUGAAAGACUACGAGAAAGCCUCCAUCAAAGUCGCUACCUCCUUGGCCUUCCUCAACUCCGGCCAGAACAUCAUCUUCUCCUCUGCUCUCACCGCCAUGAUGUAUCUCGCAGCCAAUGGUGUCGCAACAGGCCAACUUACCGUGGGCGACCUCGUCAUGGUGAACCAGCUGGUCUUUCAACUCUCGGUACCUCUAAACUUCCUAGGCUCAAUGUACCGCGAGCUCCGGCAGAGUCUGCUGGACAUGGAAACCCUCUUCAACCUGCAGAAGGUCAACGUGCAAGUCAAAGACAAGCUAGAUGCCAAGCCACUCGCCUUGUCUAAAGGAGAGAUCAAGUUUGAGAAUGUAUCAUUCGGAUAUCGACCCGAUCGACCUAUUAUCAAGAACCUCAACCUCACCAUCCCAGCAGGUAAAAAGGUCGCCAUCGUCGGCCCUAGCGGUUGCGGAAAGUCCACGAUACUGCGCUUACUUUUCCGCUACUACGAUGCGCAACAAGGCCGCAUACUCAUCGACGGCCAGGACAUCCGCGACAUAUCACUCGAUAGCUUGCGGAGAGCCAUCGGUGUCGUGCCGCAGGACACGCCACUUUUCAACAACACUAUUCAGCAUAAUAUUCACUAUGGCAACUUGGAAGCGACGCAAGAACAGGUCCACGAAGCAGCCAGACGGGCGCACAUCCAUGAGAGCAUCAUCAAGUUCCCUGAUGGGUACAGUACUAUGGUCGGUGAGCGCGGCAUGAUGAUCUCGGGUGGUGAGAAGCAGCGUCUGGCUGUUGCAAGACUGAUUUUGAAAGAUCCACCGUUCCUCUUUUUCGAUGAAGCCACAUCAGCGCUAGAUACCCACACCGAGCAGGCCCUCCUCAACCACAUUAAUUCACUCGUCAAAGAGAAGAAACGCACAUCUAUCUUCGUAGCGCACCGUCUCCGCACUAUCUACGACUCUGAUGUAAUCAUUGUCUUGAGAGAAGGAAAUGUUGCCGAGAGUGGGACGCAUCAGCAGCUGAUCGACAGCUCAGGACUGUACUCUGAGCUUUGGAGUGCACAGGAGACAAUGUUUGCGGAUCCGAUCCAAGAUGAGGAUGUUCUCGAAGUCCAGGGCGAGGUCAAGAAGUAGGAUGAGGUGAUGAAAGCUAUAUUUGUAUACAUCCCCAAUCAGGUGUGUGAAUGAUGGGAAAAUAGAAGUAGAGAUCGCUUGGAUCUCGAGUGCAGUGUCAUGAGUAGAAUCAGCACUUAGCGUAACCAAGCCAGAUGCUUACAGCAACCUGUCAACCGGCUUUAGCCACAUCAAACCCGCCU
Messenger RNA from Cucurbitaria berberidis CBS 394.84, 2369 nucleotides. Its product is annotated as iron-sulfur clusters transporter-like protein atm1. Gene Ontology annotation, molecular function: ATP binding; ATP hydrolysis activity; ABC-type transporter activity. Bases 124 to 2187 code for a protein of 687 amino acids. Gene Ontology annotation, cellular component: mitochondrial inner membrane. The record is from RefSeq and is a predicted model, not a curated record. NCBI's taxonomy places the organism in Eukaryota, Fungi, Ascomycota, Dothideomycetes, Pleosporales, Cucurbitariaceae. Gene Ontology annotation, biological process: intracellular iron ion homeostasis; transmembrane transport. The transcript is spliced from 5 exons.